AUGAGCCGGGGCAUCCCCGCAGCUCCAUCCACGGAGGUUGGCCUGCCAUACAACAAGAACAUGGCUGAUGUAGCCGAUUGGUGCUAUGUGCCUACCAAGGUUCUGCUUGACGCCUUUGCCAAUGUCCUCCACGACAAUCAUCAACCAGUCUUCAAAAAGGGCUAUUUCGGUACCUAUAACCCAAAGGCGAACAGGGAGCGGGUGUCUGUGGGCCAAAAGUUCAACGAAGACAAGAUCAUCCUUCUUUCGAUCUUGCCCGAGUUCUGCAUGUUUGACACUUUCAAAUUCAGGACGCUUAACUCGGACGCUAUCACGCAAGGUCUUGUUGAAUUUUCCAAGAACAAAAAAGUUACCCUAUGGCUAUGCUUUGCCUCCCAGAUUUUCCUCGACAUCCAUCACAUCAUGCGAUACAGUACCCUGGGUGCCUUUGGAGACCUUCGGAUGUCAGGACUGCGCAUCCAGAAGGUCAUUGAUGUCUACCUGAAGCUGUCCAAAACACACCCCCAGCCCAAAUUUUGGGCAAAGGAGGGCGACGAGGAAAUUCAAGGUAUUAGUUCUACCGUCGACUCCUGGAUCAUACAAGACGCAUUCCUCAAUCUUCGGGUCCUGUCUGGACUCGAUAAAACCGGAUCACCGCCUGAGAAGCAUGCACUUUUAUCGCAGCACUCUCUCCUCUGCGGACUGAUAUUAUUCCACCUCAAUAUUAGAAUGCAGCGUGUAGGCCAGCAGCUUGUCACCCAAUGGUAUGACGUCCAACAGCUGGCUUUCUUGCACAAUCUCGUUAUCAAUUAUGCUAUGCACAAGGACGUGAGAUGGCCCGAUAUGGAUGCUUUCAUCAAGAUCCAUGGCGAGUCUCAUAUCUUCAUUGGCAUCUCAUCUGCUGCCAAUUUUGCGCGCGAUUCCCGGAGUAAACCCUUUCAUAAACCGGAUGGCAAGAAUCCACGCUUGCUCAAGCCUACCACUGCAGUUGCGAACUUGUUCUCCCCAAAGUAUGUCGAGGGUCUCGCGGAAGAUGCCGGGAUCGUCAACAUUGACCGGAUCCUAGACGAGCUCUCACAAAAAUCCAAGCUUGAAUCCUCGUCCUGCAAGGAGCUCAACAGAGCUAAUGCGGAGCUCUCGAUUACCCAAAAGUGGUCGAAUACCCGCAACAUUGACACACUCCACCUUUUGGCCUUCCUGAAGACCAAGCUUUACGAAGAGGAGCCUGUCAUCUUGUACAACUACUUCGGCAUGCACAAACGUUCCAUCGAGCUACUGCGGUUGAUCGGAGAGAAAGAGCAUGACAAAUUUGAUCAAUAUUUUACAGCCGGGUACAUGCCUGAUGAGUCCUUCAUCUCCAACAUUGUCCUUCUCAUCCACCAUGUCGCGCAAGGCUCGGCGCAAAACGCACGUUCAAUGGGACUCGGAUCAGGGGACGUGGAGUUAGUAAGUCGUAUUGUUAUGAGCUCUGGCGACGUCAUGCGUGAAUACCUGAAGAAAAAUGGUGACGUGGCAUGCAAAGAGCUGAGGGUGUUUUGCAAGAACAAAAAGCCCAUUCAAGAUGAGGUUGCUGAUGAUGCGGGCGAAUCGGACGGGCUGGUGACGUCUUGGCUGCAUCUCGAGGAUGUUCUGGGUCCGAAGGGCGUGGCCUCGCUUAUGACCGGGAUCCCGAUGGCCUAG
Messenger RNA from Aspergillus tubingensis, 1659 nucleotides. Its product is annotated as serine hydrolase (FSH1) family protein. The transcript has 2 exons. Lineage: Eukaryota; Fungi; Ascomycota; Eurotiomycetes; Eurotiales; Aspergillaceae. The record is from RefSeq and is a predicted model, not a curated record. Bases 1 to 1659 code for a protein of 552 amino acids.